Messenger RNA from Sesamum indicum (sesame), 2907 nucleotides. Its product is annotated as protein FAR1-RELATED SEQUENCE 7. The record is from RefSeq and is a predicted model, not a curated record. Gene Ontology annotation, biological process: regulation of DNA-templated transcription. NCBI's taxonomy places the organism in Eukaryota, Viridiplantae, Streptophyta, Magnoliopsida, Lamiales, Pedaliaceae. Gene Ontology annotation, molecular function: zinc ion binding.
CAGCGUCAAAAGGCGCACCGCAGUGGAAAUCCACCUCAGCUCCACCCAUCUCAGUCCAGUGAGAUGAAAAUGAAAUUGAUCUAAGGAAAACUGUGCGUGGGAAUUUUCAUUUAUUCAGCUUGAUUUUCUGCUGCGAUCUGUUUUCCGGUUCGAAUGAUCGAUUUUUCGAGAUUUUGUUUGAGAUUUUGAGGUGUGAGGUUUGGUUUCGCGGGAAUCAGUGGGUUUGACGUUACAAUGCGAGCUGGUUCUCGUUGAAUUUAGUGAAAUUUUAGUGGGAAAUUUGAGAUGCAAGAAACCCUAAGUUUUGGGGAUUUUAUCUCGGCUUCAGCGGAUAUGUGAAAGAAAGUGAUAUGAAUAGGGAAGUGUUAGGAAAUUUCAUGACCGUCAGGACAAAACCAGCAGCUCUAGUUGUUGCAAAGGGCAAUGGCUACCGAGAUGAUGCUGGGCAAUCUAAGGUGGAACCUCAUGUGGGGUUAGAGUUUGAUUCAGCUGAGGAGGCACAGGAGUUUUACAGUGCCUAUGCUACCCAAGUGGGUUUCAAAAUUAGGAUUGGGCAGCUGUAUAGAUCCAGAGUUGACGGUUCUGUUAUUUCACGGAGGUUUGUGUGUUCAAAGGAGGGGUUUCAGACAAACACAAGAACUGGUUGCCCAGCUUUCAUAAGAGUGCAAAAGGCUGAUUCUGGGAAGUGGGUUUUAGCCAAUGUGAAGAAGGAACACAAUCAUGAAUUUGAAGCCUCUGGAGAACUUUGUCCGCCUAGGAUACAGAGGAAAAGUUUCCCAACUCCAAGGUCAUCUUGUGGUGGCGCGAGCCGGACAGGAAUCAGAUCCCAUGAGGAUGAUGGUCCAUCAGGUGUUGUUGAUAUGAAGCGUCUCAAAAAGGAAGAGAUCGAUGGAAUAGUUGGACCCAUAGGUGAACCUUAUAAAGGACUUGAAUUUAAUUGUGCUAAUGAAGCUUACAAAUUCUAUUAUACCUAUGCAGCUAAUACAGGGUUCAGGAUCAGGAUAGGUCAGUUAUUCCGUUCUAAAAAUGAUGGAUCAAUUACAUCACGGAGAUUUGUAUGCUCCAAGGAAGGGCAUCAGCACCCAUCCAGAGUUGGUUGUGGUGCAUAUAUGAGAAUACAAAGACAAGAGUCAGGAAGGUGGGUGGUUGAUCGUCUUCAGAAGGAACACAAUCACGAAUUUGAGUCUCCGACAGAUCCUAGUAGAACUGUGACAGUUGCAUCAAAGGGGUAUAGAGAGGAAGGAAACAGUGUUUUGGAGAACUUAGAUUUAGUUGAAACAAAUGGAGGCCUUAGCCUUGUCAAACGAAUUCGAGAAAGUAACAUCGAUAGUGAUUGGUAUAAUCUACUACUUGAAUACUUUCAAUCUCGGCAAGCUGAAGAUACAGGAUUCUUUUACGGAGUGGAAAUGCAUGAGGGUAAAGGCAUGAGCCUUUUCUGGGCUGAUGCAAGGUCUAGAUUUGCGUGUACCCAGUUCGGAGAUGCCAUUGUGUUUGAUACAACAUACAGGAGAGGUAGUUAUUUGGUGCCAUUUGCUUCAUUUGUUGGAGUUAAUCAUCACCGCCAACCUGUACUUCUUGGUUGUGCUCUAGUUGCGGAUGAAUCUGAGGAGUCAUUUACUUGGAUAUUUCAAGCUUGGCUUAGGGCAAUGUCAGGGCACCGUCCUCUGUCUAUAAUAGCUGAUCAGGACCGGGCCAUUCAGAAUGCAAUUGCCCAAGUUUUUCCUGGGACACAUCAUCGGUUCUCUGCCUGGCAAAUUCUUGCUAAAGAACAGGAGAACUUGGGUGCACUGCUCUCCAUGGAUGGCGAGUUCAAAUAUGAGUAUGAAACUUGCAUUUUCCAGAGCCAGACAGCUAGUGAAUUUGAUUCUGCUUGGAAUAUGCUCAUGAACAAAUAUAACCUGAGAGAGAACAUCUGGUUCAAGGAGAUGUAUAGAAUGCGCAAAAGUUGGGUUCCCUUGCACAUAAAGGGAACAUUUUUUGCUGGCAUCCCCGUGGAUGGAAGCUUAAAGCCGUAUUUCAGCACAAUCUUGACUCCCCAGACACCUCCCAACGAAUUUGUUGUACGAUAUGAGAAAGCUCUUGAACAGCGGCGUGAGGAAGAAAGGAAGGAGGAUUUCAACUCUUUUAACUUGCAAGCAGUUAUGCACACAAAGGACCCCAUAGAAGAACAGUGUCGAAGGCUUUACACAAUCACAAUGUUCAAAGUUUUCCAGAAGGAGCUUUUGGAAUGUUAUAGUUAUGUUGGAAUAAAGAUAAACGUUGAAGGAGCCAUUAGUAGAUAUCUGGUGCAGAAGUGCGGAAAUGGUGAUGAGAGGAAUACUGUUGCCUUCAACGCGUCGAAUCUGAACAUCACAUGUAGUUGUAAAAUGUUUGAGUUUGAAGGCGUUCUUUGCAGGCAUGCCCUGAAGGUGUUCCAAAUAAUGAACAUAAGGGAGCUUCCAUCUCGCUAUAUCUUGCAUCGGUGGACUAAAAACGCCAAAUACGGCAUACUAAGAGAUGCUGAUUCAGGAGGCGGCGCCCAAGACUUCAAGGCCUUGAUGUUGUGGAGUUUGAGAGAAGAAGCCCGGAACUAUAUCGAUGCUGGAGCAGCAUCUUUGGAGAGAUACAAACUCGCCUUCGAGAUCAUGCAGGAGGGUAGAAGGAAUCUCUGCUGGCAAAACUAGGACGUGUCUCAACCAUAUGUAAGAGAUGUAAAUUUUCCUUCUAAAAUUUUUAUCUUCAUUCAAGGCCAUACAAACUCGGAGCUGUCAAACUCUGAAGGUUAGUAAGUCUUUGCCAGUUUCAUCCAUGUAAUUAAAUAGCAUCCCUUUUUUCUUGUAUCCGAGCUGAUUCUCGGCUCGAAUUGUAGUUGUUAUCUGUUUAAUGUAUCGAUCAGGCAGUGGUUGAAUGAAGAUAUUCUCAAACCAA